Pyricularia grisea is the source of this 468-nucleotide messenger RNA. RefSeq lists its product as uncharacterized. NCBI's taxonomy places the organism in Eukaryota, Fungi, Ascomycota, Sordariomycetes, Magnaporthales, Pyriculariaceae. The transcript has 3 exons. The record is from RefSeq and is a predicted model, not a curated record. Bases 1 to 468 code for a protein of 155 amino acids. Gene Ontology annotation, molecular function: oxidoreductase activity, acting on CH-OH group of donors; flavin adenine dinucleotide binding.
AUGGCUUUAGACCAAUUGGAGACUGCUGAAUGGCAACACGUCGAGGAUGAGUACAACUUUAUUAUUGCAGGAGGCGGCACCGCGGGUCUAGUCCUAGUCAACCGCCUGACUGAAUCUGGAAAGAACCGCAUCCUCGUGCUCGAGGCCGGCCCGGAGCCCACCGUCGUGUCAGCCUACGAACCACCCGGUGGCAACCAGUUCCUCGGCGCAACCGCCAUCGACUGGUCCUUCUAUACGUCUCCGCAGGAGCGUAUGGACGACCGCGUACUCCGCUAUCAUCGCGGUAGAUGCCUGGGCGGGAGCAGCGUCACAAAUGGCUUCUACUACGGUCGCGGCUCAGCUUCCGUCUUUGAUGAUUGGGUCCACCUCGGCAACCCGGGCUGGGGCUGGCAUGACUUAUACCCUCUUCGCGUUCGAGGCGACGGGCUGCAUAUUGAUUGGCCUGUCAUCCCUGCUCACCUGAGUUAG